AAGAGAACCAAUGCAACAACAGCAAUAACUGUUGUCACACUCCCCAUACACAUUAUGACAGCAACCCAUCAUUCCCACGCUAUGUAACUCGCAUCCUAUGCCCCCUCGCACCCCCACCCCUCCACCCCACUCACCCCCACCCCUAAAUGCUAUAGCAAAAAUUUUGGUGCUAGUAGUAAUAAUAAUAAACCAAACUGCCUAACACAGCAAGAACAACAACAAACAAUGGCACUUGGUAAUGAAAAAUCUGUAGAUGGAAAAAUUUGGGGACUAUGUAAACUUCCAUUUUGGCAUUCAAACAGCAGUUCAGUGGCUGCUACUUCUUCUUCUGUUGCUUCUUCUUCAUCAUCUUUUAGGCAGCAGCAACAACAACAGUUUCAGCAUCAGAACCAUAAUGGCAUUUCUGUGGAUCAUCAUUCUAAUAUUCAUGCUUCACUUAAAGUUUCUUCUGUUGCAAAAUCAUUUCUUCCAACGCGUCGUAAGCUCAGUCUUGAUCCACCAAACAAGCUUUACUUUCCAUAUGAGCCUGGUAAACAAGUCAAGAGUGCUAUUAGAAUCAAGAACAUUAGCAAGAAUCCUGUAGCCUUCAAGUUUCAAACUACGGGGCCAAAGAGUUGUUACAUGCGGCCUCCAGGUGGUAUUCUUGCUCCUGAUGAAAGCAUCAUUGCAACAGUUUUCAAAUUCGUCGAGCCACCUGAUAAUAACGAGAAACAAGUUGGCAAGAAGAGCAGGGUCAAGUUCAAAGUCAUGAGCUUAAAAGUAAAAGAGGAUGUUGAUUAUGUGCCAGAGCUGUUUGACGAACGGAGGGACGAAGUAGCAGUUGAACAAGUAUUGGGUGUGGUAUUCCUUGAUACUGAACGCCCUUGCCCUGCACUCGAGAAACUUAACCGCCAGCUAGCUGAAGCUGAGGCUGAGGUUGAGGCACGCAAAAGACCUCCAGAAGAUACAGGUCCAAAGAUCGUCGGGGAAGGCCUUGUCAUUGACGAAUGGAAAGAAAGAAGGGAAAGAUAUCUUGCAAGGCAACAAGUUGAUGGAGUUGAUUCAGUAUAAAUCAAAGCUCUCAUUUCUGUGGAUGGUUGAGACUUGAGAAGCAAAUAGCCUGCAGAUUAACAGAUAUACUUAGGUUGUUUUUCUUCUCAAAAAGUGAAAUUGAUUUUUUCAUGUGAUUUUUCAAUCCUCUCUAUUCCUGGAUCCUUGUCUUUCAACUCUUGCUUGUAUAUAAGAGAAACUUGGGAAGUUCCUUCCUUAAUUGAUCAACAA
Molecule: messenger RNA, 1260 nt
Organism: Capsicum annuum
Lineage: Eukaryota; Viridiplantae; Streptophyta; Magnoliopsida; Solanales; Solanaceae
Product: vesicle-associated protein 4-2
Exons: 7
Coding region: 226-1050 (274 amino acids)
Biological process (GO): endoplasmic reticulum membrane organization
Cellular component (GO): endoplasmic reticulum membrane; plasma membrane
Source: RefSeq, a predicted model, not a curated record